Messenger RNA from Ambispora gerdemannii, 1134 nucleotides. The record is from the annotation of a GenBank genome assembly. Lineage: Eukaryota; Fungi; Glomeromycota; Glomeromycetes; Archaeosporales; Ambisporaceae.
AUGAGCAUGGAUGAAGAAGUCGCCGCCCUUGUUAUUGAUAACGGUUCUGGCAUGUGCAAAGCCGGGUUUGCCGGUGAUGAUGCACCCCGUGCGGUUUUCCCAUCUAUUGUCGGACGCCCACGUCAUCAAGGUGUAAUGGUUGGUAUGGGACAAAAGGAUUCGUACGUAGGGGACGAAGCCCAAUCUAAGCGUGGUAUCUUGACUUUGAAAUAUCCCAUCGAACACGGUAUCGUUACAAAUUGGGAUGAUAUGGAAAAAAUUUGGCAUCACACAUUCUACAAUGAACUUCGCGUUGCCCCCGAAGAACAUCCUGUGCUCUUAACUGAAGCACCACUUAAUCCAAAAUCAAAUCGCGAAAAAAUGACACAGAUUAUGUUCGAGACUUUCAAUGCCCCCGCUUUCUAUGUUGCUAUUCAAGCUGUAUUGUCACUAUAUGCCUCUGGUCGUACCACCGGUAUUGUGCUUGAUUCCGGUGAUGGUGUUACUCACACCGUUCCGAUUUACGAAGGUUACGCUUUGCCUCACGCUAUUCUACGUCUCGAUUUGGCCGGUCGUGAUUUAACCGAUUAUCUCAUGAAAAUUCUUAUGGAAAGAGGAUAUUCAUUCUCAACCACUGCCGAACGUGAAAUUGUACGUGAUAUCAAAGAAAAAUUAUGUUAUGUCGCUUUAGACUUUGAACAAGAAAUGCAAACUGCAGCUCAAUCUUCGGCAUUGGAAAAAUCUUAUGAACUUCCUGAUGGGCAAGUAAUUACUAUCGGAAAUGAACGUUUUCGUGCUCCAGAAGCUUUAUUCCAACCUUCAUUCUUGGGUCUUGAAGCUGCUGGUAUUCAUGAAACUACCUACAAUUCUAUCAUGAAGUGUGAUGUUGAUAUCCGUAAAGAUCUUUACGGAAAUAUUGUACUUUCUGGCGGUACCACAAUGUAUGCCGGAAUUGCAGAUAGAAUGCAAAAAGAAAUCACAGCUUUAGCUCCUUCAAGCAUGAAAAUCAAGAUUGUUGCUCCACCAGAACGCAAAUACUCUGUCUGGAUUGGUGGCUCUAUUUUGGCCUCGCUCUCAACUUUCCAACAAAUGUGGAUCAGCAAACAAGAAUACGACGAAUCCGGACCAUCCAUUGUCCACCGUAAAUGCUUUUAG